Molecule: messenger RNA, 1761 nt
Organism: Penicillium antarcticum
Lineage: Eukaryota; Fungi; Ascomycota; Eurotiomycetes; Eurotiales; Aspergillaceae
Exons: 2
Coding region: 1-1761 (586 amino acids)
Biological process (GO): mitochondria-nucleus signaling pathway; regulation of nitrogen utilization; negative regulation of transcription by RNA polymerase II
Cellular component (GO): cytoplasm
Source: RefSeq, a predicted model, not a curated record
AUGCCUCUAACGACACCCGUCCUCACGGUGGACGCCGACAACAUCCACAAGGUGGAUACGGCCAAUGCUCAAAGUCUUCAUGGAAUGUGGAUGGUAUUCUCAAAAUGUGCCGACUACAUGGAUCAGGGCCGCCGACUGGAAAACCUCAGCUGGCGGUUGUGGACCCGCGAGACCUUCUGCGUCGAGCCCAAGUCCAACAACAGUACCUCCGCCUUACCAUUACUUCGCUCCGAAGCGGGUGAUUUGCCGGAGCUCUCCGCCAGUGUCGAGUCGGCCGCGUCCGACCAAGCCGAGCGGAUCGAAGCUCACAUCAAGCGCCCCAAGUUCAACGACUACCGACCUGCUGUCGUUCGCGAGGACUCGCUGGCUAGCCUAGGCCGUGGAAAGGAGAAGCACAUCACCUCGCUGGAUCUCGAACGCAUGGUUCUCAACAUCAAGGAAAAGAAGUGCUUGGAACCGAUUACUCCUGCCGUCGAGCCUGCUGCGCCCGUCGUCGAUAUCACUCCUCGCCCUUCUACUCCGACUCCUACCCCUCCCUCUGUCUCUACUGCUCGCCAGGUUCCUCAUUUCACACGCCCGAUUCACUAUCCCCACGAGUCGACGGAGUCCUGCUCCACUACCGCCCCCGAAGGCAACGAGAGCGACACUGCUCAGGUUAACGCCUCUGAUACUAGCGUUUCAUCAUCGGGUGUUCUUCCCAGCCGACCUGAAUUGAUCAAGUCUCCUAGCAUCGUUCGCGGAUUCUCCCCUUCACACAUCUCCUCUUCCUUCCGAUCGCAGCCGAGACUGGCCAUCGACCCGAGUCCCUCCCAUUCCGCUACUCAAUUAAGGUCUUCCCCACUGAAGAAGAAGGGCGGCAUGUUUACAUUGGGUGGAUCUUCUGGAGACGAUGACGAAAGUUCCUUUGAGGAGCGUAUGGGUCCCCAGGUGGCUCAGGAAACUGCGCCCGGCGGAGGAUUAAAGCCGAAAACCAGCAACCCUAGUUCUGCGAAAAAGACGGCAUCUUUCAGCAACCAGGUUUCCCACAUCAUCCCCAACCCCAAGGACAUCAGUCGAUCCGACGAAGAUGCCAUUGAAACCGACGACGAAGUUUCAGAGAGCGCGAUUGAGGAUGAUGAAGAUUCGGAUUGGGAGGAUUCAGUCACCGAAGGUGGCGAGUCCAGCGUCGACGACCGGGGCGAGCUUUUCCAACGGGUGGAUUCCCGACCCAACCUUGUGUCGCGGCGCUCGAUGCUCACUAUGAUGAUGCACCAGCCGGCCCGGAUGCAAGGGAACGCGUUCCGGUCCAGUCCCGCGCUCCAACGAUCCCGGUUGACCUCACCCAACGGUCCAUCGAUUCCUACGUCUCCGCCUCCAAAAGACGAGGAAAGCUUGACUAUGCGCGGCCCGGAUGUACCCCGGUCGAAGCCUAUUGGCAUGAAGCCGGGUGGAUGCCAGUCCAUGGCUCACUCUCCUCGGACUACCCGCCGCAACAUGCUUGCAACCGAAUUGACCGAGUCCCUCCGCCGCCAUCUUCUCUGGGAGCGCCAGCAGAAGAGCGCUACCGCCAAUGCCUUCUUGAAGCGCCGACACACCGCCCAUGACAUGAAGAACCUUCAGGAAUACCCAGGUCCCAAUGGCCCUCACAGGGGUGUCGGUCCGAAUCAAUCCAGCGCGGAAGCCGACCCCAAUGCGGCCAACUUCGACCCUGCUAAGAAUGGCUCCUGGACCAACUACACUACCGACUUCGGUCCUUGGGAGUACCACGUGAAGGGAUGGUAG